Molecule: messenger RNA, 2686 nt
Organism: Notolabrus celidotus (New Zealand spotty)
Lineage: Eukaryota; Metazoa; Chordata; Actinopteri; Labriformes; Labridae
Product: zinc finger protein 513-like
Exons: 7
Coding region: 331-1929 (532 amino acids)
Biological process (GO): regulation of transcription by RNA polymerase II
Molecular function (GO): RNA polymerase II cis-regulatory region sequence-specific DNA binding; DNA-binding transcription factor activity
Source: RefSeq, a predicted model, not a curated record
UCCCUUUCACCCUGUCAGUGACGUCACUCAGAGCCCGGACCCGGCGUACCGCUGCCAGAGGUGGUAUGAGUUUGUCCACUAAAGAGUCCUUUUUAAACACUUAGAGGAACUUUCUCAAAGGAACUCUUGUUUGGAACUUUAUCGCGGCCUCUGUGGAAGGAUGACACCACCGCCGUUAGUGUCCGUUGGAGGAAGAGGAAGAGGAAGGAGGUGAUGAUGAUGAGGAUGAUGAUGAUGACAUGCAGUUAGCUGGCUGGCUGGCUGGGUGACGGACGGACGGUCGGACUCUAGCUCCACCAGGACCAGGACCUGAUCCGAGGAGAGGUGAAGAUGCCACGAAGGAAACAAUCCAACCCUCAGCCGGUGAAAUUGGAGUCUGAGGACGGGGCAGUGACGUGUGAGCCGGGCUGCCUGGUCCUGGAGUCUGACUUUCUGCUGAGUGGAGACCUGGAGUUUGGAGAUUCUGAAAUAAUAGGGCUGGAGAGAGAAGCAGGUAUGACGGUGUUCUCUCUGAGUGUGGAGGAUGACCCUUCAGCACCAAUAGACUCCACCUUCCCAGCUUUCCUCACUUGCAAAGGAUGUGGUCAGCUUCUAGGAGACACGCCUUUGGGGGCCGGUUUAGAUCUAGGCGUGGGCUUGGACCUGGGGGCGGAGCUGUAUUGUCUUAACUGUGAGGAAGGCCUUCAGCAUGAAUCACUAUUGGACUCUUCUGAAGUUGAGGGGUUAAACAUGGCUGACAGAUCCAUCUGCGGUGCCUCGGAAAGGAAGAGGAGAAAUGUAGGUAAGAUGGGCAGAGCUGGUGACGUCUCUCCAAAACUGUACACCUGUACGCUGUGUCCCUUCACCUCGCGCUACUCCAACCACCUGAAGCGUCACAUGAGGACACAUGACGGCCAGAAGCCGUACUGCUGCCCUGUCUGCCCCUACGCCUCAGCCCAGCUCGUCAACCUGCAGCGCCACGCCCGCACCCACACGGGAGAGAAGCCCUACUGCUGCCAUCAGUGCAACUAUGCCUGCAGCUCCCUGGGAAACCUGCGGAGACACCAGCGCAUGCACACACAGGAGAGACAACAGAGGAGGGAGAAAGAGAAGAGACGAGGGAGACGGAAAAAGACAGAUGCUGAUACAGUUGAGGACUUGACCCUGAGGGUGUCCCAGGAUGCUGGAUACCUCCAGACAUACGGGGGCCUCGGCUCCCCCUCCGCCCCUCUCCCUGUCCUCCUCUUCCCCCUGUGCUGCCGGCUAUGUGGCCUCACCCUGGAGGAGGCCGACUUGGACGGGGACAAGGCAGAAGGAGAGGGAGAGGGUGACGGGGGACAGGUGUGUCGUCGCUGCUCAUUGGACCUGUUGCCCAAAGAUGGAUUGGAGCCCCCCUGCAGCCCAGCAGUGCCUUGUGGGUCCAGGCGAGGUCAGCGUGGCUCAAAGCUGUACCGCUGCCCUCUCUGCCCCUUCCUGUCCCAUUACCCCAAUCACCUGGCCCGCCAUGCCCACAUCCACUCCGAGGAGAAGCCCCACCACUGCCCGCACUGCCCCUACACGUCUUCACACCUAGACAACCUCAAACGCCACCUGCGUGUGCACACAGGCGAGAAGCCCUACCAGUGCCCAUCCUGCAGCUACGCUUGCGGCAACCUCGCCAACUUGCGGCGUCACGAGCGCAUUCACUCGGGCGCCAAGCCGUUCCACUGUGGUGUCUGCAGCUACUCCUGCAACCAGAGCAUGAACCUGAAGAGACACAUGCUGCGGCAUACGGGAGAGAAGCCGUACGCCUGCGCCGAGUGUGACUACACCACGGGACACUGGGACAACUACAAACGCCACCAGAGGAAGCACGGACACAACACAGACAGCUGGGACAAACAUGCACCCAUCAACGACCUCAGCUGGGCCACAGACCCUCAGGAGGGCCAGGAGAAGGAACACAGCUAGAUAUUGUGUGUGUGUGCGUGUGUGCAUGUGCAUGUGUGCGUGUGUGUGUGUUUUGUAUACACUGGUGAACCUUCAGCUCAGGUUUGAGAUACACUCAGGUGCCUUUAACAGACUGAAUGACUGUAACUGCACAGACUUUAUGGAGGGGCAUUAAUAACUUUUCUCCACGACUGAAUGUGAUGAACAGAAAUGUAACUUUCCUCUACAGAUAAUCUAUUUUUUAUUGUUUAUUUUUAUAACAGCAGGGUGGAUCAUCUCACGGUCUGAAGCAGAUUGGGCUGCUUUGCAGAUUUCUUCUUCUUAUUUGCCUCCUCCUUUUUUAUUUUAUUGUAUGGUUAUCAUCAGAGAUUAUUCUAAUUCCUUCUUGAGUUAUGAAGUACUUUAAUACUCUGUUUCAGUGUCUCUAUUCCAAAUGUCCUCAGACAUCUAAAAUUCAGGGAAAAGAAGAAAGCAUUCAAUCAAACAACUCUGGUUUUAUUUAAACCUGCAGUUUUCCAUCCAACCUAAAGAAACCUGGUCUUUGUUUCUGCUUUGUUUUAGUAUUUAUUCAGUAGGAUUUGUGUUUAGAUGUUCAGCUCACUGGUGAAAUUACUGGUUUAAUAUCAGAUUAUAUAGCGGUCUAUCAAGCCCAGGUUUAGAAAGCAGCUUCCCCUCAGUCAAAAUUCAAACAUCCAAACUGUGAAUUUAUCUGUUGUAGAGAUAAGAUGGAAUAAACGAAGCUGGCUGCUGUGAAUGUUGAAAAGCUUCAGUUACACAC